AUAGAAAGGAGCAACUUGUCAUGGUGGAUGGAAAGGAGAGACCUCUCAGUGGUGGAUGGAAAGCAGAGACCUGUUGAUGAUGGAUGGUAAGGAGAGACAUUUUAUGCCCAUCCUAAAAAUGACAUCCUGUCAUUUUAGGAUAGGCAAGAAAGACCAGUCAGUGAAGGAUAGGAAAGAGAAAUCGGUCAAUGGCGGAUGGGAAGGAGAGGCACGUGAGUGGAGGAUGAGAAGGAACAAGUGAGUGUGACGGAUGUGAAGGAACAACGACCGGGUCCUGAGAUAAGUAAACAUGAAGUGUCUCUUGAGGACGUCCGCGGGCAGUUGUCUAGGUCUUCAUGCCCAGCUUAUGAGGCUGGCAGCUACUCGACUCAAGAUACGGCAGUUGUCAGCGAGGUCUGAAAGUUAUGCUCCAGUCAGUAUGGCAUAUACUUCCUUGCAACAAACUGUACCCGAGAAGAUUAGUAAGGAACCACCAAUUAUCAUUAUGCAUGGCUUGAUGGGUUCCAAAACAAAUUGGAAAUCACUUGGAAAGGUCAUCAAUGCAAAAACUGGAAGACAUGUUUACACAGUGGAUGCUCGCAAUCAUGGUGACAGUCCACAUACAUCGCAGCAUUGUUACCCCUUGCUGGCCGAAGAUAUCUUAUUUUUCCUCGACGAGCACAGAAUUCCUAAGGCAGUACUCGUCGGCCACAGCAUGGGAGGCCGUGCUGUCAUGUCUGUUGCUCUGAAGAAGCCAUCUGUUGUGGACAAGUUGUUUGUGCUGGACGUUUCACCUGUGGGAACUUCCAGAGACAUAUCAAGUUUGCCACGCUUUUUGGAAAUAAUGCGGCGAAUAGAGGUACCUCCACACCUCAAUAUGCAGGAAGCUCGGAAGUACACAGAUGAAAUACUGAAACCAGCUGUACCAGCACUGAACUUGCGGCAGUUUUUACUCACCAACCUUAUUAGCACCGAAGAAGGCUACAAAUGGAGACUUAAUAUUGAGUCUAUUGCAAAAAACUUCAAUCCAUUUAUAUCUACCUUCCCAAUCUUAGAUGAAUAUAGAGCAUAUGAGGGUGAAACAGCCUUCAUUGGAGGUGAAUUAUCAGAUUACCUGAGGAAGGAAGAUGAACAAGCAAUUCUGGAACUUUUUCCUCAAUCCUCAUUCCAUUACAUAGAAGGAGCAGGACACUGGUUACAUGCUGAUAAACCCAAUGAAUUUUUAGAAUUGUUUUUUAGUCUUUUAAAUUCUUAAUUAUGUAAAGCUAUGUGAAAUUAUAGGAAGCAUAUUGCACAAACAUCAGAGAUAUGUGUACAUUUUUAGAAGUUUAAAUCCCCCUGUAUAUACCAUAUAUACUUUUAUUAGAUAAAUGUACGAUAUGGACAGUACUGUACAGUAUUAUGGUUACUAGGGUAUGUGUGGACACAUUGACACAUGAGCCUUUUAGCCCAUGCAUAAAAUGAAACACACACACACUUAACUGUAUAUAUGCACACAUAUGUACAGCAUAUACAGUACAAUAAUCGCAAAUAAUGUACAUGUGUACACACGGGCAUGACUUACAUGUACACACCAAUGUGUACGUGCAUGCACAUGCAAGCACUGGUCAUCCCCCGACAUGCUCUUGUAGCAGUCAUUUAAAUUUAAAUUCUUGACAAAAUAUUAAAAACAGGUUGUGAUACUGUAUAAGAAUGUUUUAUAUGCUAGAAAACAAAUUCGCACAUUCUAUAGGUAUGUAAUAGAAAAAAGCAUAUGCUGCUGUCAUUUUUUAGACUUAACUGGACACAGUAUAGUAACCAGAAUGUGGAUUGUACAUUCAAAUCUUUUUGUGUUUUAAAUUUACCUGGACACAAUACCAGAAUGUGGGUUGUAAAUUAUUUAAGUGCUUUUAUACGUAUUUCUGAGCUAAGGUUCCUCGUUUGCUCCCUUGAGCUAGCGGCUUACGGUGUAUAGCUACAAGGACAUUCUGCUUUCCAGACUGUAAUUACUUGUUUGCAGAGUUAGGGAAGUGAGAUAUUAGUGAAUCUAAAUUCGAGCCACCACUGAGUGAGCAACUCUGUAAUAAAAAAACAAACUUUGGAAGCAAUAUAUCCCCCUUCAGAUGAAAAUUUGAGUUAAAUAAUGUCUAUUCUCACUCUGUUAAUUUAACAAUUUAGCGAUCCAGUGACACAUUUUCAUAGCAUCUUUAAUUUACCAAAAACAUUCCAAUGACUUUAAAAUGCAUCAGCCUCUCUCAGAAUGUCUGAAAAUCACUUCAUUAACCAUUUUACAUAUUCAUGAUGAAACUCUUGAAAUAUUUGAGUACAGUGUGGGCAGAGCUUAUCUGGGGACCAACCAGAGAUCACUUGGUUGGUCCAAGACGGUAAUUGCUCUGCCAGUGUUCAUUUUCUCUGCUUUCAAAAUAAGCUGACAACAUGGUAUGAAAGUUGUUUUUCUUAUUACAGCUUUAGAGACCAAUCAACUGCAGUAGUAACUAAGAUGAAUUUCUUUCAAUUUAUCAUUGAAAUUUUGUCACUGUGCAUGAGCUUUUCAUCCUUUAACGGUAACUUCACUCUGUGUGGCCAGUUGUUUGCAUGCCACUAAGCUUCAAUAUGAUGGAGCUUCCCUUAAGUUGCUCCCCUACUUUGGUGGUGCCUAGGCCUUCUUCUGCCAUUGUAGCUGGCUUAGUUGGGUAACCGAGCAGCCUUUGCUGAGAAAUAGGAAGUUAAGUGAAAUGAAAUGCUCCUUUCUGAUCCAAUCCCUCAAUUACUCUCCUUCCAUCUCUUUAUUCAGUCUUUGCAGAGCAUGCUUAGAUGGCCUGGCAAUUAGUGAUGUUGCUGGCUCCACUGAUCCUGUUGUGGCAGUGGUGCUGCAUCUGGUGGUGACUUCAGCACUGACUGAUUGCCCAGCUUCUGGCAUAGCAAUUUAACAUUAUUUUAUUCACAGGUUUGCUUGGAAGGUGUUUAUUGAAUCUAAUAUUUGUUGUUAUAUAUUACAAGAAGUUGGUCUCGGUGAUGGCUCGAGUUUAGAUUCACCCCUUUCUUCCUUCUCCAACUACGGACUAGAUUAUUUGCAAAUUUACUAGUCAUAAUGGUUGAACUAUUUAUUAGAGCUUGGUGAAUUAGAAUUCUUCUCUCUAGACCCAUAGAAGCCACUGGCUCAAGGUAGCAACUAAGGAGAAGCCACUGGCUUAAGGUAGGAACUAAGGAACCAGCUUUGAAAAGAACAUUUAAUUUUAACGCCAUAUUUAUUUAUUGUGAGAAGUGGUAUAUUAUAUAUGGUAUUUCUUUGACUCAGGAGGAAGCUUCAGGAAAUGUUGAUUAUUUUGUAAAUACAUUGACUGCAAUAAACAUCAAAGAAA
Molecule: messenger RNA, 3320 nt
Organism: Procambarus clarkii (red swamp crayfish)
Lineage: Eukaryota; Metazoa; Arthropoda; Malacostraca; Decapoda; Cambaridae
Product: sn-1-specific diacylglycerol lipase ABHD11
Cellular component (GO): mitochondrion
Molecular function (GO): carboxylic ester hydrolase activity
Source: RefSeq, a predicted model, not a curated record